AUGGCUGCCACAUGUGACAUCUGGAGGGAACAGUCUCCCCAAGGGCCCCUGGAAGACAAGGUCCAGAGAACAUUUUCCCUUAAGGACCCCAGGGAGAGCCCGUGUGAACCAAUGUGGCGUCCCUGUAUUUACAAGAUGCACAAGUCGGAGGGAGAAGGCGACCCGGCCCGGGGCCCGGCGGAGGACCGGGGGCCGCUGAGCGCGGUGGCCCCGCACCACCAGCGCGUCCUCAUCAACAUCUCGGGGCUGCGCUACGAGACGCAGCUGGGCACCCUGGCGCAGUUCCCCAACACCCUCCUGGGGGACCCGGCCAAGCGCCUGCGCUACUUCGACCCCCUGCGGAACGAGUACUUCUUCGACCGCAACCGGCCCAGCUUCGACGGCAUCCUUUACUACUACCAGUCGGGGGGCCGGCUGCGGAGGCCGGUCAACGUCUCCCUGGACGUGUUCGCCGACGAGAUCCGCUUCUACCAGCUGGGCGACGAGGCCAUGGCGCGCUUCCGGGAGGACGAGGGCUUCAUCCGAGACGCCGAGCGGCCGCUGCCCCGCCACCCGCUCCAGCGCCAGGUGUGGCUCAUCUUCGAGCACCCGGAGAGCUCGGGGCCCGCGCGGGCCGUGGCCAUCGUCUCGGUCUUGGUCAUUCUCAUCUCCAUCGUCACCUUCUGCCUGGAGACCCUGCCCGAGUUCAGGGACGACCUGGCCGACCCCUUCUUCGUGGUGGAGACCACGUGCGUGGUCUGGUUCACCUUCGAGCUGCUCGUGCGCUUCCUCGCCUGCCCCAGCAAGGCCGCCUUCUCGCGGAACGUGCUGAACGUCAUCGACGUGGUGGCCGUGUUCCCCUACUUCAUCACCCUGGGCACCGAGCUGGCCGAGCGCGAGCCGGGCGCGGGCCAGAACGGCCAGCAGGCCAUGUCCCUGGCCAUCCUCCGCGUGAUCCGCCUGGUGCGCGUGUUCCGCAUCUUCAAGCUGUCGCGCCACUCCAAGGGGCUGCAGAUCCUGGGCAAGACCCUACAGGCGUCCAUGCGCGAGCUCGGCCUGCUCAUCUUCUUCCUCUUCAUCGGCGUCAUCCUCUUCUCCAGCGCCGUCUACUUCGCCGAGGCCGACGCCCAGGAGACCCAUUUCUCCAGCAUCCCGGAUGCCUUCUGGUGGGCGGUGGUCACCAUGACCACGGUGGGCUACGGGGACAUGCGGCCAGUCACCGUCGGCGGCAAGAUCGUGGGCUCGCUGUGCGCCAUCGCGGGGGUGCUCACCAUCGCCCUGCCGGUGCCCGUCAUCGUCUCCAACUUCAACUACUUCUACCACCGGGAGACCGACCACCGGGAGUCGGACCGCGAGGAGCAGGCGGCCCUCAAGGAGGAGCCGCAGGGCAGCCCGGGGGCCGGGCCCGACGGCAGAGGCGCGCGGAAGGCCAGCUGGAACAAGGGGUCCUUCUGCAAGGGGUCCCCGGAGAAUGCUGAGGGAGCCCGAAGGGGCAGCUGCCCCCUGGAGAAGUGCAACCUCAAGGCCAAGAGCAAUGUGGACUUGCGGAGGUCCCUGUACGCCCUCUGCCUGGACACCAGCCGGGAGACAGACCUGUGAGGGGGGGGUCCAGGCCGGCUGGUGGGGACAGCAGAAGCCUGGAACCCCGGCAUCUACAUUAGACCACAGAGUAUUUCAGACCCACCCUGUAACCCACGUCUGUCCCUCUUCCUUUUGCUCCUUCCCUCCCUCCCUCUUUCCCUGGAUCCCCCCAUUUUUCCCCUUCUUUCCAUGGCACCAAGGGUCGCCUAUUUUUAAAAAGUACCACAUUCCAUGACGCAAGAGCUGUUAAAAUGGUGAGCGCCAUGAGAUGGAUGUAUUUGUAGCCAGUCUCCUAUACCCAGCACAGGAACAACCCAAACAGAAGUGACUUUAAAUAGCCCAGAUCCCAGGAGAUUUUAUCACCGCCUCCCCCCCCACCCAUGUGUUUCAGAUUUGCUUUACAUAUAUGAUUAUAUUUGUGUAUAAGGGGAAAUAUUUUUUAUGGCUGGUGAGUGGAUUUUUGCACUGUAGUUCAGAUGAAGAUAUUUUGGAUAUAUUUUCUGGACAUAGGUUGUUUUUAAUGGAAGAGAGAGUUACUGUAAUGUUUUUCUGUGAAACUUAACGUUAGAGCCAGAGACGCUGGGUGGUUACAGGGUCUGGUUCCCGUGUCUGUAAGCCUCUCUCUCUUUUCUGGGAUGUGCUACCGAUGCUUUGCAUCUAAGGCAGGGAAUGUUCUGGAAGAAAGGCACGCCUGACUUUUUCUGUGCGCCUUAAACAAUUCUUAUAACUUUCUUCGAAAGCAUGUUCAUGAUGUUGGAGGAAGGCUUCUGAUAAUUCGUUCUCUUUGUUUUUGUCCCAGGAAAUAAAAUGUUACUUGGUUGAGGCAAA
Molecule: messenger RNA, 2388 nt
Organism: Miniopterus natalensis
Lineage: Eukaryota; Metazoa; Chordata; Mammalia; Chiroptera; Miniopteridae
Source: RefSeq, a predicted model, not a curated record